This is a messenger RNA of Hylaeus volcanicus, 1525 nucleotides long. RefSeq lists its product as uncharacterized. NCBI's taxonomy places the organism in Eukaryota, Metazoa, Arthropoda, Insecta, Hymenoptera, Colletidae. The record is from RefSeq and is a predicted model, not a curated record. Bases 207 to 1325 code for a protein of 372 amino acids. The transcript has 2 exons.
CCAUAGAAUACAGCAAAACGGGAUCAAUUAUUGUUCGUAUACUAAUUAUUCUUUUAUUAUUUCUAAGAUAUUAAAAUUUGUUUUUUUCUUCAAAACAUAGGAUCAGUUAUUUCUGACAAGUCAAUCCUUAUGUAUAUUUCAAAAUAAUGGAUAUAAAAUUUUAAAUAAAACUGCAGAAUUUUAUUUGAAAAGCGUAUGGUUUCUUUAUGAAAGAUUUGCUAGAUUCUCCAACGAAAGGUCAAGGAUGUCUUCCGACACAUACUACAUUUUCAGAAAACACAAUUUCAAAACAUUUCACAAUAUUAAGACUUUGGUGUAGAUGUUUCAAUCGUCAACAAAUUGUCCAUUUCGUCUCCUACGCCUUGACUUUUACUCUUUUAAUUGUGACACUAGUCACUUUUUUUUUGGGUAAAUCCGUGUGUAUAUUAUACGGCUACGUCAAUAUUUCUCGUCUUGGCUUUUUACCAUUAGUUACCUAUUAUAUUGUGGAAGAAGGAAAAAGAAAUUAUCUUUUUUCUAUCUCAUUGGUACAUGGCUGCCUAGCCAUUGUUGACAUAAUUUUUACAAUUUUCGUUAUUAUAUUGGAUAACUAUUUUGAUCAUGUCACACCACAUUAUCAUGGAUUUUUAUCGCAAAAAGUUCAGCCGCCAAGUUGGAUGCUUGAUGAUUUUUAUAGAGAAAUAACAGUGCCUUUUUGGUAUAAACAAUUUUGUAUUCUUUUAAGUCUACCAUCUUUUAUUCAAGGGUUCUUAAGUAUUCUUUUAGCUUAUCUUAUAUACACUCUACGUAGUGAUCAAAAGUCUUAUUAUCGUCAAUUUUUUUUAGAAAAAAACAGUGUUUUACUUCAUUCAUUUACGAAUAAUCCAUCUAAUUUAGCCAAAACAUCAUUUAUAGACUUUACUGAUAAUUUAUUUAAUGGUCAUUUGAACAAAGAGUUUGAUGAAUAUCACAAUCUUUAUUUACAUGGAGCUGCAAAUUGCAGCUUAACCGAUACUUUACUUGACUUCCACGAAUCGAGUGCUAAUAUAACGCCAACGUUACAAGGGAACACUACAGAGUAUCCUCAUAUAUUUGUUGAAGAUGAUACUUUUUAUUACAAGAACACACAGCGUACUACCGCUUGUCCAAGCGGACAAUCCGAAUCACGUCGUUAUUUAAAGGAUCGUCGUAGAUCCACCACAUUCGGGUCUCCAUUUAUUAAAGAAUGUUUUGACUCUUUAUCGACUCGAAAUUCCGUUUUUGAUUUUAUAGACACAUCGAGUGAGCACCGUGAUUCACUUACAAACUCUCCAAUUAAUAUUGAUGUUGUCGUUCAUCGUGGUUAAUGACAUUAUAAAUGUUGUGAUAUGUUAUUGGAUUUUCUGAAUUCAAUAGUAGAAGGUUUUAAAGUAAAUCUGUGUUUCGAUUUUUUCUUUAUAUGUUGCAAUAUUAAGCGAAUGCUUAGCAUCCUGAUUAGACAUUUCACAAAAUGCAAAACUAGUAACUCGUGUUUGUGUAUACUUUUAUAUAAAAUUUUUACAAGGCA